Molecule: messenger RNA, 732 nt
Organism: Sorghum bicolor (sorghum)
Lineage: Eukaryota; Viridiplantae; Streptophyta; Magnoliopsida; Poales; Poaceae
Exons: 3
Coding region: 70-414 (114 amino acids)
Source: RefSeq, a predicted model, not a curated record
CGGUCCUCCACACCAGCGGGCCAGCGCCAGAAACCAGUCGGCGGAGCGGAUCUCGGGUGAGGUCGAGGGAUGGCGAACGGCGGCGGCUACGUGUGGGCCCUCGCGGCGGGCUUCAACGCCGCGCUCGCCGCCAUCUCCGCCAAGUUCUUCGCCACUCUGUUGCUGAAAUAUGGCAUGGUGAUAGCUUUCAAUGUGACAAUGUGGGGGUGUUAUGUCAACAGCCUCAAAGCUUUGUCAUCCCUCCAGGCAACAGUGACAAACUUCGCCGCCAACUUCAUCUCGUCUGGGCUUGCAGGGUAUUUCCUGUUUGAAGAGCCCCUGCCUUCUAAGUGGUUUGCAGGUGCCAGUCUUAUCAUUCUUGGCGUCUUUGUCCUCAGCAAGUCAAGCAUCGAGGAGAAACCGAACACAGAUUAAGAGGAAAGUUUUGACCACUAGUGUUAGCUGUAACAUAGGCUGAGCCUACUUAUACUUCUUUUAUUUUUCCCAUGGGAUGUUUGUCCAUAGCCAAAUCAGACCAUGACUUAGUCACUCGGCUAAUACAAUGCACCAGUAUGUUCUCCAAGCUGUCACUUGAGCUUAUUGUUUGUUCAGUAAUCCAGCUCCUGGGAUAUUUCCCAUGGUGGUGCUGGUACGUCGAAACUUAUCGCUGUAAAUGUAUGAAUAUAUGGUGGAUUGGUUUUAUUCUGAUUUCACGGUGAGACAAACAAAGCUGUGGUGAUAUCAUUUGUUUGA